AUGUCGGGCAGACAGCUGUGCUCGAAGCGUUACCGGGAGUUCGCAAUACUUCAUCAGAACCUGAAGAGAGAGUUUUCCAACUACAAUUUCCCAAAGCUGCCAGGGAAAUGGCCCUUCUCUCUGUCUGAACCACAGCUGGAUGCUCGCAGGAGGGGGUUGGAGGAAUACCUGGAGAGAGUGUGCUCCGUGCGGGUCAUAGGUGAGAGUGACAUUAUGCAAGAAUUCCUGUCUGAAUCAAAUGAGAACCACAACGGCAUAAAUGAUGUCGAGCUACGGAUAGCGCUUCCUGAUAAAACCACAGCCUCAGUGAGAGUCAGAAAGAAUAGCACCACUGACCAGGUUUACCAGGCUCUUGUCGUGAAGGUUGGAAUGGACAGCAUCAUGGCUAGUUACUUUGCUCUCUUUGAAGUUAUUAACCACUCGUUUGUGCGCAAAUUGGCUCCUAAUGAGUUCCCGCACAAGCUCUAUGUUCAGAACUACACAUCAGCUGUACCCGGGACGUGUCUCACGAUGCGGAAGUGGCUCUUCAGCACACAGGAAGAGGAACUGCUGCAGGACAACCCUCUCGCUCUGCACUACUGCUUCCAUCAGGCACAGGAUGAUUUGAAGAAGGGAUUCAUUAAAGCAGAGGAUAAGGCAUACCAGCUGCAAAAACUAGCAGAACAGAGAAAAAUGACAAUGUAUCUGAGUCUUUUGCGCUCAUGUGAGGGAUAUAACGAGGUAAUGUUCCCUCACUGUCCAUGUGACUCACGGAGGAAAGGUCAUGUGAUCACAGCCAUCAGCAUGAAGCAUUUCAAACUGCACGCCUGCACAGAGGACGGCACUCUUGAGAAUCAGGUGAUCAUGUUCGAAUGGUCAGAGAUGCAAAGAUGGGACACAGAUGAAGAGGGAAUGGCCUUCUGCUUUGAAUAUGUGCGCGGAGAAAAGAAGCCUCGCUGGGUCAAAAUAUUCACUCCCUAUUUUAACUACAUGCACGAGUGCUUUGAAAGGAUUUUCUGUGAGCUCAAGUGGAAGAAAGAGGUUGAAGACGAGGCCUCGGACAAAGGCAAUAAGAACUGUAGUAAUAAUGAUUACCUCUCGCCGCUGGAGCAACAGAAGGGAUGGUGCCACCUAGGGGGCGAGAUUGCCACUUCCUAAAACUCCUCUCUAGAGCCUGUGGAAUUGCGCUGGAUCAUCACACUAGAGCAGACCACCAUAACGACCAUGUUACCACAGCAACACCCUAGCGACGCCAUACCAACCAUGUUUCCAUGGAGACAAAAGUGUGCCUUUCAGAUGCAGAGCAUUCCAUAUGGCAACCACGGCAACGCAAAAUGCCAUUAUCAUGGCAAAGCAGACACAUAACAAUCGCUACGGGGAUGUUUUGCACCAAUGGGUUCUGUUGUUAUUUCAUCAAUAGAUACUUUGAACUCGCAUAAGUACAUGUAAAAUACCACAUAGGACAAGACCUUAAGAUCUUCCAUGCCGUCGGUUUAGGAGACAUGCUCUUUUGUAAGUCUACUGGCUGGAUUUUGGAGAGCAUUAGCUAAAGUAGAGCACUGUUAUCAGGGCAGCGUAGUAACAAAAGACCACUUUGUGAUUUAAACAGCAGCCGCUAUCACAAUUGUUAAAAAAUUGAUAUAUAUGGGAGGGGGAAGUCAUGCCUUAACAAAAAUUAAUUUGUGUAGCAAGGUCACCAUACAAACAGUUAAUAUGGGAUCUCUCUAAAAUCAUAUUGGGAUGGCAUGAUUGCUUGGUUUUCCCAGUAUAGCUGACUAAAAUGAGCUCAUUUUCUUUUUACUCCCCAUUAAAUGAGGAGUUAACAAGUGUGUGGGAGCAGUAAGAAGUGUGUGUGUAAUUAAGAAGUAAAAGGACAGGAGUGUUUAUGGACAGGUGUAGUUUGCAUAAGCGACCUGUAGGGGGUCCCUGCAUCAAACACAUAAGCAGCUGCGCUCAGGAUACAGUUGUAUUUGAGUUGUUUAUUUGUUAGUCUCAGAGGGAACAUCAUCGAGUCUUCGUCUGAGUUGGUUUUAGUGUUAUUUAUUGUUCAAGACUGCAGAGGCUUGCCUUGCUCAGUCAUAGAGAGACAACACAAUAAGGGACAGAUUGAGAAUAUCAGAGCAGUUUGAACAGUGUUUCUUUUCUUAUAUGGUUUCAGGAAAAAGAACAGAAGGCAAUUGCUUUCAAAUUCAUUUACAAAUUCCCCACCGAGUGCUAAAAUAACA
Sinocyclocheilus rhinocerous is the source of this 2204-nucleotide messenger RNA. Its product is annotated as sorting nexin-27-like. Gene Ontology annotation, molecular function: phosphatidylinositol-3-phosphate binding. Bases 1 to 1137 code for a protein of 378 amino acids. The transcript is spliced from 11 exons. NCBI's taxonomy places the organism in Eukaryota, Metazoa, Chordata, Actinopteri, Cypriniformes, Cyprinidae. Gene Ontology annotation, biological process: signal transduction; intracellular protein transport; endocytic recycling. Gene Ontology annotation, cellular component: early endosome. The record is from RefSeq and is a predicted model, not a curated record.